UAUUGCUAAAAGCGGCGUAAAACACUAAACUCACUCACUCCAAUAUCAAAUAUAUUCAUCAGAACUCAUUAUAUGAAUACAAGGAAUGCACACGUUACGAUAUAAAGUAUGUACAUGUUUGUGAAGAAAGACAUGGGACAAUGCUUCUUUCAUGCUUAAACAUAAACAGCCAACUGCAUCCACAUAUCUCUUCAGUCUUGUUCUAUUUAAUUGUGGUAAUUUAACUAUAUAAUGUAAACGAUUAAUGUUUUCGGUCAAACAGUUUCCGUUGGAAACAAUAUCCAGAUGAGAAAAUAUUCCAGAAACUGCCUGUGGAAAUAUUAUCUUUGGAAAUAUUUCCCAAGGAUGUUACCUCCCAUGGAUCUCUAGUGCGAAACACAUAUCCUAUCACAAUAAAACCUCAUCAAUUUAGGCAUUUAUUUCUCACCCUAAUUCAAACAUGGCUGCAAACGCAUUAAUAUGACCAGAUAUUCCAGAACAUAAUAAAGACUGCAAGGAAAAGGUAAGUUAUUCACCCAUGUUGUAGGGUGUCUAAAAUUAAACAAAAAAGAACUGAUUUUUCGAUUGUGAUGAAUUUGAAACUAAUGGUAUAAUUUUGGUAAUGUUUUAAUAAUUGUCUUAACUGUUUGUUCAAGAACAGUGUAUACAUUUUUGCCUUACAGUUUACUGUUACAAAGUAUCCUUGCGUUCAUGCGUGCUACUAGCCCCAUAUAGCCUGUCAGAAGAAAAUAUUGUUAUAUGAAAUAUUUAUUUCUUGAAAGAAGUUGCAUAUUAUGUUUACAUUUCCUAAACAUGCACAUAAGGGACAUAAAAUACGCCUCCUCAGGACAAUCUUAUCAAAGUUGUGUUUUUUAUUAUUCCUAUUAAAGUCACAGAUGUUUUGUGUUUGUGUUUGUCAUUAUUUUAACUAGACAAAAAAACGCUUUGAAGGAUAAGAACGUACAUGCAAAAUAAGAAAGGGAUAUAUUGUUAUUGUCUGAAAUUUGUUUUGUAAAUGUUGAACAGUCCUCUCCAUACAGAACUACCUUGUAUUGUGAUAUACCCCUCACAACUAACUGAGCAUGGUUUCAGUUGUAAGGCAACUAUAUAUGAUAUACCUAGCUCACGUCAAGUCCACGCCUAUUUAUUAACAUUAUCUAAGAUGCUAUCUGUAUUCGCACAAUGGUAGCAUAGGGCCAACUCACUAUUGCUUAACGACCUUUUAAAUAAUUCAAACAUUAAUCGAGCCGGUAGCGAUCGAGUUGCGAGCCAGUCGAGAUUAAAAUCCCAGAUAUCUAAUUGUUUUCGUGUAAAUUCUUUAUGAGACUCCAACGUUCGUAGUACAGUGCGAGUCCUAAUUUGAUUAAGAUACGAGAGAGCGCCGGUUACUAGGAGCCGUGGACAAAACUUGGCCGGAUACAUUGCUUUGUUUUGUGCGUCAGUAUGUGUAGUAUCUAGCAUUUUCGUACCUUGUUUACAUACAGAUUGUACCGAUGUAUUGUGGGUAAACUCUUGUUACCUAGGAAAUUCUCGAAAGAUGAGUUUUGUAUGAAAGUGUCAGUCGCUAUUGACGAAUUAACUCUGUGUAUAUCCCGUUGCCAUUACAACGUUCUAUUUUGAUCCGUCACACCAGCGUUCACUUGAAUGGGGCACUAGUUACUUCAAGACUUCAUUAUCAAAAUUAUUUGUUUGGUUUCACCUAAACCAACCAGUUAUUUCGCAAAAUAUAAUAUAUCGCGAGUCAAUAUGGCUGGAGGGAGCGAGAAGAAUGUCAUUAAAGGAAUGAGGGAUGUUCCCAAACGUCCAUCAGAAGAUGAGAAUGAAGAGGAAUCUCUUCCUGUCCUGUCUGAAGAGGACAGAAACUGCAUGAAUGCCAAGAUGCACCUCCUAACACAAUCCACAGACGAAGGCAUUUCCUUGUACGACCAUCUGGCUGUCUUGCUGUCGGGAGCCCUGGAACAUCAACCGGAGAACUUUUUAGACAACCUUGAGAAACUGAGUCUACAGUUGAAGAGGGACAAAGUGAAGAUCACCCAGAGUACAGUUAGAUCUAUUCCACCACCUUCGCCCAGCUACCACCUUGCUAAGGUUGAACAGAGACAGUUCCAAAAAAUCAGCAAUGAAGAGAUGAACCGACUCCACGAUUUUCCGGAAGAUGGCCUUCAGGAAGAUGAGAGAUACACGGCGAUUCCGAACCUCAUGAAACAGGCUCAUUGCUUCCAGAUGGCGGGUGUUGGUCUGUCGAUGGAGGAAUACACCCGCAUAGCUCUGUCUCUGAGGGAGCUGGUCAAAGUGUGGCCGAUAGAAACUGUCCGGUUCUGGGGGAAGGUUCUGGGACUAAAGCAAAACUACUACGUAGCGGAGGCGGAAUUCCCGGAAGGGGAGUAUGAAACCGACAUCAGUGAUGACGAGGAAGAGGAAGACGACGACCCGGCAGAGGAGAGGGAGGAUAGUCUUUUUGACGAAACCACAACCAUAUUGUCCAUGAAGCCGCUGUUCAAGCACCCACGUAAAAUCCCCUGUGAUGCAGCAGGGACAGGCUUGAACAAAAAGGUGUACUUCGUGUGCUCAGAACCCUGCCAGCCGUGGUAUCGUUUACCCCAUGUCACACCUGAACAAAUUGUCACUGCUAGAAAACUAAGGAAGUACUUCACUGGAUAUCCCAACCAGCAGAUGGUGACAUAUCCACCAUUCCCGGGUCUUGAAAAGAACUAUCUUCGGGCGCAAAUUGCCCGGAUCAGUGCCUCUACACAUGUCUCCCCCAUUGGAUUCUUCAAGUUUGACGAGGAGGGGGAGGAGGAAGAAGAGGGGGAGCCGGCGGAGGGUAGUAGGGAUGGGUUCGUGGAAGAUCAGGACUUCGAGGGACUGAGCAUGAGAGACCUGACAGAUCAAGGAAUGACGAAUUGGGUCCACCACACUCCGUUUGUCCUACCACAGGGUCGGAUUACGUGGUACAACCCUCUGCAGGGGCACGAGGGAGAGGAAGAGAACGAGGAAGAGGAGGAAAGAAACGAGCCCGAUGAACCGGAACCGGAACAUGGGCCGCCAUUGUUGACUCCGCUAUCAGAGGAUGCCCAGGUUGGAAAGAGUCCGGCUUGGAUUGCGAAGGCGUCAUCACAGUUUGUCCCAGAAUAUUCAGUGGCUAUUCUUCACUCGAACACAUGGCCAGGGGCGUAUGCCUUUGCUUCUGAUAAAGCGAGGUUUUUUGAGAACGUGUAUAUUGGCUGGGGACAUAAACAUCUUGAGAGUUGUUUCGAACCUGCCAUCCCUGAGCCACCGUUACCCGAGUUCCCGACUGGACCGGAAGUAAUUGAAGCGGAGGACCCGUCACCAGAGACAGAGGCGGCUGUACGCUCGGCAAUGCGCGAGAAGGAGUUAGAUGCCCCGGAAGAGGAAGAGGAAGUUGGAGAGAUGGAGGCGGAAGAAGAGGAAGAGGGUGAUGAAGAGGACCAAUAGGUCAAUGCGCAGAAACGCAAAGCUCUGUUAUUUGCUGUAUUAUAGAGACGAAAAUCUGUAUUGUCAUCCCUAACACGUUUAGUUAAAAUCAUGAAAUGUGGAUGGGAAUGGGAAAGCAACUAUAUAUCGGACAUCCCUUCCAAUCUUAUGCAGGCGUUCUAAAAGAAUGUCGUCUUGGUCGUGUGGUCUGUUUUACGUGCAGAGUAGCUAUUGUUGUAGGAAUUCUAUUUAGGAGAAUACUAAAUGUGCCAUAAUUCCUGAGUCCAGUUUUAACUCCAUGACUUGGAACUUGGCAAAAAACUUUUAACAAUUUUGUAUUGAACAUUGCUGCGAAUUUGAUGAGAAUAAGAAUGUUUUUGUGUA
Molecule: messenger RNA, 3798 nt
Organism: Haliotis rubra (blacklip abalone)
Lineage: Eukaryota; Metazoa; Mollusca; Gastropoda; Lepetellida; Haliotidae
Product: radial spoke head protein 6 homolog A-like
Exons: 12
Coding region: 1726-3435 (569 amino acids)
Biological process (GO): cilium movement involved in cell motility; axoneme assembly; cilium assembly
Cellular component (GO): axoneme; radial spoke
Source: RefSeq, a predicted model, not a curated record